Messenger RNA from Clupea harengus (Atlantic herring), 1658 nucleotides. RefSeq names its product rhodopsin. The record is from RefSeq and is a predicted model, not a curated record. Gene Ontology annotation, cellular component: membrane. Gene Ontology annotation, biological process: G protein-coupled receptor signaling pathway; phototransduction; visual perception. Gene Ontology annotation, molecular function: G protein-coupled receptor activity. Lineage: Eukaryota; Metazoa; Chordata; Actinopteri; Clupeiformes; Clupeidae.
UCGUCCACCACGUCCAUCCCCCCGGCAAAGCAAAAACAGCUCAGGAAUCACCGUCUCGAGGGGCUGACCGCCACCACCCGAUCGGAGCCAUGAACGGUACAGAGGGGCCGUACUUCUACAUUCCCAUGUCCAACGCCACGGGCGUGGUCAGGAGCCCAUAUGAGUACCCGCAGUACUACCUUGUGGCACCAGUGGGCUAUGCCUGCCUGGCUGCCUACAUGUUCUUCCUCAUCAUCACCGGCUUCCCCAUCAACUUCCUCACGCUGUAUGUCACAAUUGAACACAAGAAGCUACGCUCGCCCCUCAACUACAUCCUGCUCAACCUGGCUGUGGCCGACCUCUUCAUGGUGAUCGGCGGCUUCACCACCACGUUGUGGACCUCGCUCAACGGCUACUUCGUCUUCGGCCGCGUUGGCUGCAACAUCGAGGGCUUCUUUGCCACCCUGGGCGGUGAGAUUGCGCUCUGGUCCCUGGUGGUGCUGUCCAUUGAGAGGUAUGUGGUCGUCUGCAAGCCCAUGAGCAACUUCCGUUUCGGUGAGCAACACGCCAUCAUGGGUGUUUCCUUCUCAUGGGUGAUGGCAGCAGCUUGUGCCGUCCCUCCCCUGGUCGGCUGGUCCCGUUACAUCCCUGAGGGCAUGCAGUGCUCGUGUGGAAUCGACUACUACACACGCGCCCCCGGCUUCAACAACGAGUCCUUUGUCAUCUACAUGUUCGUAGUUCACUUCACAAUUCCCCUCGUCAUCAUCACCUUCUGCUACGGCCGCCUGGUCUGCGCCGUCAAGGAGGCAGCCGCCCAGCAGGCCGAGUCCGAGACCACCCAGAGGGCCGAGCGUGAGGUCACCCGCAUGGUCAUCAUCAUGUUCGUUGCCUUCCUGGUAUGUUGGGUGCCCUACGCAAGUACGGCAUGGUACAUCUUCAUCAACCAGGGAACCGAUUUCGGGCCCAUCUUCAUGACCAUACCGGCUUUCUUUGCCAAGAGCUCCUCCGUUUACAACCCCCUCAUCUACAUCUGCUUGAACAAGCAGUUCCGCCACUGCAUGAUCACCACCCUGUGCUGCGGCAAGAACCCCUUUGAAGAAGAGGAGGGCGCCUCCACCGCCUCCAAGACAGAGGCCUCGUCUGUCUCCUCCGUCGCCCCAGCAUAAGCAUGCUCAGCCGGUCACCCGAUCUGAGCUCCAGGUGCAACGGUGCCCCAAGUCCUCCCAACCCUCGCCGAGACAAAGACGAAGACUCCAACAACGGCCGCUACCACCGUCUACAGAAGUAACUUCCCUAUUAUUAUUCUUUUCUCCUUUUGUAUUUUUACAAAAACGUUGGUUCAACCUAAAGACAGUUGUGUGAGAUGGCAGGCCACAUCCAAGUCGAUUCUGUAUGUACAGUUGAGUCCAACAUAAGAGUACAAUAAGAUGUUUUUUUUUCCUCUAUUCUCCUCAGAGGCAACAAAAAGGAAAAUAUCUUACAACUUUUACUGUUGGACUCCGUAAAUUACUGGCUUUGUUGUGAAUGUAGAGGCAUGUAAUCAAUGGCAACGUAAAAUAAAACGCACUUUGCAAAUGAAUCACCCAGGUCAUGUUUUAAUUAAAGGGAAGUGUUGAUGGAUACAUGUUACCUUAGUGUUUUGGAACUAAAUAAAAGUGAUUCAUCUGAAAAGACUGUGA